Molecule: messenger RNA, 1530 nt
Organism: Mucor mucedo
Lineage: Eukaryota; Fungi; Mucoromycota; Mucoromycetes; Mucorales; Mucoraceae
Product: DHHC palmitoyltransferase-domain-containing protein
Exons: 6
Coding region: 84-1373 (429 amino acids)
Biological process (GO): peptidyl-L-cysteine S-palmitoylation; protein targeting to membrane
Cellular component (GO): endoplasmic reticulum; Golgi apparatus
Molecular function (GO): protein-cysteine S-palmitoyltransferase activity
Source: RefSeq, a predicted model, not a curated record
AUUAUUUAGCAGAAAAAAAAAACAUUCUUCUAAAAAGCAACACACAAUAUAUAAAAAGACAGUCCAUCUCCAUAAUAAUAAAAAUGUCAGAGGUUGAGCCCACUGAAACCACUUUAACCUUCAUGUCGUCACCGCCCGACCUGAAUAUUCAACGUUCUUUUGCCAUGGCGGCCAAUCAGUCUAAUGAAGAAAGUUUUGAACAUUUCAACUUUCCCAUUACUUUGAACCCUAUUACUCCUUCCUCUGUUGUUAUAUCACAGCCUGUACCAGAAGAAGAAACUGAAGUUACUGCGAAAACCAUAAAACUGAAACGUCAAACACAUACCCGCAAUUAUAAAUUGUAUGCAGGAAAUACUUAUUUUUUUUGUGGCGGUAGAUUCCUCACCAGUAAAGCAUUGGGUGCCUUCUGUCUAUCACUUCUCAUCCUGUGGGGUCCUUGUAUCUUGUUUCUCAUUUUCACGUGUCCAUGGUUAUGGUACCACAUUUCUCCCGCUGUACCCAUUGUUUACGCAUACAUGUUUUCAAUUACAUUUGCUUCCAUGCUAAAGACUUCUUGGACUGAUCCUGGAAUACUUCCUAGAAAUUUAGACGGUGUAAGUCCACCUUUAAACACAGCAAGUCAAGAUGAAUUUGGGUUUCGCUAUUCCAACAUGUCAGAUUAUAACAUGCCUUUACCCAAAGAAGUUCUCAUUAAUGGUGAACUCAUUCGUUUAAAAUAUUGCGAAACAUGCUGUAUCUAUAGACCACCCAGAGCUAGCCAUUGUAAACAAUGUGAUAAUUGUGUAGAAAAUGAAGAUCACCAUUGUAUUUGGCUCAAUAAUUGUGUUGGAAAAAGAAACUAUACCACCUUCUUCACCUUUGUUGUAGGUGGCACAUUAUCUUGCUCUUACAUCAUUGCUUUCUCUUUGGCGCAUGUCAUUAUUCUCUGUCUGGAAACAACUGACAAAUCCUUUGAAAAGGCUCUCGCUGAAGCACCUGUCAGUUUUGUUGUCGCAUUGAUUUGUUUGAUCUUGCUGUUUCCUAUUUGUGGUUUGACUUUUUAUCAUUGUAUCUUAAUCAUGAGAGGCAUCACAACCCAUGAACAGAUUCGGUCGGGGUCAAACCCCUUUGAUCAUCAUCCGUUCGAUUUGGGCAAUCCAUUCAAGAAUAUGUUGUAUGUUCUCUGUAGACCACAUAAUAAAAGUUACAUUGCAAGACGUAAAUACGCUGAAGAAGUAUACGAGAUUAAAGAACAACCAGUGCUAAAUUCUAAAGGAGUCGUAACGCAUUCUAAUGUAUCCACCACAGUGCAAAAUGAAUCCUCUGCUCAAAACUCAAAUUUGGAACCAGUCAUUGCAUCUGGUGUUCCUUUACAACAACGAACCAACCAAUAGAAACCCUUUGUAUAUCACUUUUUUUUUUUCCUUACUAUUUAGCUUUCUCUAGACUAACUUACUACUUUAUAAAACACUAAUAUUUAAUACUACAUGCUCUUACAAUAAACACACUUUUUAUUUGUUUAUUGUGAACUAAUCAUUACGAGCAAAUCAA